GCCCUUGCCCUUGCUUGCCCUCUUCACUCCCCUCUAUAUUAUAUCUUCAUUUCUCAUCUCAUAUCCAUCAAAGCUAUCGAAACAAAAAAAAAAGGACCAAGCAUUAGAUUGAUAUAGUAAAGAUGUCGUCAACUGAUUCAUCUCGAGAGGAAAAUGUAUACAUGGCUAAGUUGGCUGAGCAGGCCGAGCGCUAUGAGGAAAUGGUAGAGUUCAUGGAAAAAGUUGCAAAAACUGUCGAUGUGGAGCUGACUGUAGAGGAAAGGAACCUUCUCUCCGUGGCUUACAAAAAUGUCAUCGGGGCUAGGAGGGCUUCGUGGAGGAUCAUCUCUUCUAUUGAGCAGAAAGAAGAGAGCAGAGGAAAUGAGGAUCAUGUUGCAUCCAUCAAGGAGUAUAGGGCCAAGAUUGAAGCCGAGCUCAGCAAGAUAUGUGAUGGGAUUUUGAGUCUUCUUGAGUCUCACCUCAUUCCUUCAGCUUCAUCUGCCGAGUCCAAGGUGUUUUACCUAAAAAUGAAGGGUGAUUAUCACAGGUAUCUUGCUGAGUUUAAGACCGGUGCUGAGAGGAAGGAAUCCGCCGAGAGUACUUUGUUGGCUUACAAGUCUGCUCAGGAUAUUGCUCUUGGUGACCUAGCACCUACUCACCCGAUUAGGCUGGGACUUGCUCUUAACUUCUCUGUUUUCUACUAUGAAAUCCUAAACUCACCUGAUCGUGCUUGCAAUCUCGCAAAACAGGCUUUUGACGAGGCUAUAUCUGAGUUGGAUACAUUGGGUGAGGAGUCCUACAAGGAUAGUACAUUGAUCAUGCAACUACUUCGAGACAAUCUGACCCUUUGGACAUCUGACAUCACGGACGAAGCUGGAGAUGAGAUCAAGGAAGCUUCGAAACCCGGGUCAGGCGAGGGACAGCAGUGAUGAGUGAAGUUCGUAUGAUAUGUAGUUUAUGUUGCAGGAUUUACUUCUACAUAGAUGCAAUUUGGGCUGUUGUAGAAGGUUCCUUAUCUAUAUACAUUCAUCAGCACUUGGAGUUGAAAUGUUUUACUUUCCAAGGAAUUAUUGCUAUUAUUAUUAUUAUUGGACAAGAAUUUGGUUUCGUUUGGUUUCAUGUUGUAAUGCUAGAAUCGAGUUAUUGAAUGUUA
Hibiscus syriacus is the source of this 1132-nucleotide messenger RNA. Its product is annotated as 14-3-3-like protein A. The record is from RefSeq and is a predicted model, not a curated record. The transcript has 5 exons. NCBI's taxonomy places the organism in Eukaryota, Viridiplantae, Streptophyta, Magnoliopsida, Malvales, Malvaceae. Gene Ontology annotation, biological process: signal transduction. Gene Ontology annotation, cellular component: cytoplasm. Bases 123 to 908 code for a protein of 261 amino acids.